Bombyx mori (domestic silkworm) is the source of this 1025-nucleotide messenger RNA. RefSeq names its product trypsin, alkaline C. The transcript has 4 exons. The record is from RefSeq and is a predicted model, not a curated record. Lineage: Eukaryota; Metazoa; Arthropoda; Insecta; Lepidoptera; Bombycidae. Bases 206 to 973 code for a protein of 255 amino acids. Gene Ontology annotation, biological process: proteolysis. Gene Ontology annotation, molecular function: serine-type endopeptidase activity.
ACAUAGCAUUUCAUUAAAACAACAUUGUCUACUUAGCAGAAGUACGUAUUUACUGCCAAAAAAACAAUUAUUCAUAUUUUAUCAUAAUUUUACGUAUGACAUUCGCACCUAUCAUCAUUUUAUCAAUACCAUACGAUUUAAUCACAGAUUUCCCGAGAGUAUUUAAACCAAAAUCACCCGUGCUAAUUGGUGAUAAUAUUAAAAAAUGCGUUCCAUAUUCAUUCUCGCGUUAAGCCUCACAGCUUUUACGGCCAUCUCUGCGGCCCCGUCUCUGAGGAUCGUUGGAGGUAGUACAACGACGAUAAAUCGGUACCCAACAAUAGCUGCCCUGCUUAUGACCAGGAACUGGAGUACUUGGUCCCAGAAUUGCGGAAGCUCUAUUCUCAACAACCGAUCCGUUUUGACCGCAGCACACUGUAUCAUCGACGACGCAGUUGGCGUCUGGCGAGUUCGAGUCGGUUCAACUUGGGGCAACAGUGGCGGCGUGGUGCAUCACGUGAACAGACACAUAAUACACCCAAACUACGGCAGAUGGUCUCGUGACAAUGAUAUUGCGAUCAUGCGUACUUCAAGCAACAUCAACUACGUGAACAAUGCUGUGCAACCGGCCCGCAUUCCUGGAUCAAACUACAACCUGGGCGACAACCAGGUGGUUUGGGCGGCUGGCUGGGGAGUCACUCGGUUCGGCGGCUCACUCUCUGAGCAACUUCGUCACGUCCAAGUCUGGGUCGUAAACCAAAGCGUCUGCAGGUCUCGGUAUGGUGGUAAUACCAUCACAAACAACAUGCUUUGCGCUGGCUGGCUGGACGUUGGCGGUCGCGACUCAUGCACCGGUGACUCUGGAGGUCCGCUUUAUCACAACAACGUGGUCGUUGGUGUGAGCUCUUUCGGAAAUAACUGCGGUCAUGCCCGCUACCCUGGCGUCUACGCUCGCGUAUCCCGGUACACUUCAUGGAUUCAAAGCAACUCUUAAUUCAAUUUAUUAUAUUACUUUCUGUCAUAAAAUAAAUCAUAUAAGCUGAGGA